Molecule: messenger RNA, 3539 nt
Organism: Gadus morhua (Atlantic cod)
Lineage: Eukaryota; Metazoa; Chordata; Actinopteri; Gadiformes; Gadidae
Gene: cd44b
Product: CD44 molecule (IN blood group) b
Exons: 8
Coding region: 487-1668 (393 amino acids)
Biological process (GO): inflammatory response; positive regulation of ERK1 and ERK2 cascade; cell adhesion
Cellular component (GO): plasma membrane; macrophage migration inhibitory factor receptor complex; basolateral plasma membrane
Molecular function (GO): cytokine receptor activity; hyaluronic acid binding
Source: RefSeq, a predicted model, not a curated record
CUGUCAGCGCACACACACACACACACACACACGCACAAACACACACACAGACGCGCGCGCACGCACACAAAGUUGAGCAAAGUGUGAAUCAGCUCCAAUAGCUGCCAGCCUCCGAGUCCUCCGCCUCGUUCCAGCGCUCUCACUGGGUUACUCUCUAUCUCUUCCUCUAUCUCUCCCCCCCUCUAUCUCUCUCUGUCUGCUCCACAUUCACACAGACAACACACACAGACAGACGGACACACACACACACGGCAACACAUCACCACUUAGAUACACCACGCUCACACAAUCACACCGGCAUCACUCCAGUCAGGAAGAGGAAGGCACCACCGGCACAGAGAGAGAGCGAGAGAGCGAAGGGGAACGAGACAAAAAGGGACAGAGGAAAAAAAGGGAGAGAGAGAGAAAGAGAGAAAAGAAAGAAAGUCACUCGUCCCUCUUUUGCCAGCCACACUCACCCAGCCGUCGCCAGACACUGUGCCCAGGAUGUGGCUCCUACUCUUGGGGAUGACCUCUGGACUAUUGGCCCCUACCAGGUCGGAUUUCCUUCAAGUCAAGUACCGGAGCUGUAGCUAUGCGGGCGUGUUCCAGGUGGAGGGCGCCAAGCGAUACGCGCUCACCUUCGCCAUGGCAACCCAGGUGUGCGAGCAGCUCGGGAGCACCUUGGCCAAUCGGGAGCAGCUGCAGGGAGCCUACAACAUCUCUAUGGAAACAUGCAGGAAUGGGUGGAUCAGCGACGAGUCCAUCGUCAUCCUCAGACACCACCAACAUGAGAACUGUGCCAAGAACACCACAGGGUUCAUCGUCCGUGCUGUGGAAAGUCCCUUGGAUAAAUCUGAUGCCUAUUGCUACGAUAAGAAUGCUGAUAAGGGCAUGAACUGUUCAAAGAAAAUCGACAGCGGCGAGCCUGCGGAGGAAUCAGACUCAGACGACCUCUCGGACGGAACCAAAGCCCACAACCAGACGAUCGCCUGGGCCUCCACGGACGUCCCGGUGGAUCUCGAGUUCCCGGUCAACGCCACUUCCCAGCCCACCCCGUCCGAGGCGGCGGGUGAGGACACCACCCUCACCCCGAGGGCGAUGGUGACGGGGGGGGAAACGCAGGCCGGGUCUGGCAUGAUGUCCACAACCUCGGAGGAGGAGACGCCCCCCACCACCACCAACUACCCGGAGGAGAUGGAGACCUAUAAGCCCGAGGAGGUUGAAACCACCCCCUCUCACCCCCAGGGGUACACUGAGCCCGAGCCUGAGCCUGAGAGGAAAACGGUGAAGGAUGGGGAGGAAGUUACACUGCCGACUGAGUCCAGGAACAGGAUGAACGCCAUGGCAACGAAAUCUCCAGCUUCAGCCGAGGAAGCCUCGUCAAGCAAGUGGGUGAUCAUUUGUGUGAUUGUUGCCGUGGCCGCAGUCCUUCUCAUCUGUGCAGUCGUCGCUAAGCGAAACAGCUGGUGUGGGAAGCACCAGACCCUGAUGAUCUCCUCCAAGGACAACGGCGGGGAGGGCAACGGGGCCCCGGCGGUGGUGGCCAGCUCCCGCGCCCAGGAGAGGGAGCAGGAGAUGGUCACCCUCAUGACCAAGGAGAAGAUCCAGGAGAACGGCAAGGGGGACGAGGAGUUCACCGUCAUCACCCUGGAGGAGUCCUCCGACAAGGAGCGGCAGGGCGCCUGAGGGGGGCCAGCCGGGGGGGGGGGGUCCCAUGGAGCACCUAGGGGUAGAGGGUAAUAUGGGGAGGGGUGGGGAGGUGAUGGGUUAUGGGAGUAAAAUCCAAGAUGUGAUUACCAAUCUUAUGGUAUCGGGAAGGGUUAUAGGUUGGUGGUUACAAUGGGUGGGGGGGGUGGGAGGUUGGAUAUACUGGUAGUUAAACUGGGUGGGGUUGGGGACGGGACGGGGGGACAGGGGGGGGUUGAUGGCACAGGGUCUGUAAGAAGCAGCCUGAGCGAGAUUUUGCUGAGUUCCUAUCUUCUCCGGUCGGCGCUGUCGGCUCAACACGUGAAACAUAGCGGAGACGGCAUGCGUGCGUGGGUGGGCGUGUGAAUGUAUUAUUAUGGUUCAUGUUUCCUGUUCCCGUGGUGUUCUCAUGGUAUUUAUAUAGGGAACACCGUGUCUACAUGGCCUGAGAGUGGGCUUUUAGAGCUGAGGGUAUGGCUCGGUGUGUUGCUGUGUGUGUGUGUGUGUGUGUAUGCGUGUGUGUGUGUGUGUUUGACGAGGGUCUUCAAAUACUGAAGAAAAGUAGUUCUGUUCUUUGAUCUGGUCUCAUUUCAAUUUGCUGCAGAUUGAAUUAGUCUGAACUCGCAACGUGUCGCUUUAAACCUUUUAAACGUUUCUUAAAAUAUUUUGCAAUCUUUUUUAUAUUUUAGACAUUGCCUGUGGACUAAAGUUGAUCUCUCUUGUUUUUUCAAGAGAACACCAUGAUGUCACUAACUUAAUUUAUACUGCUUCUUGUUCGGUUGUCUCUGUAUAUAAGCUCUAUGUUUUGAAGAUGCCUUGGCAAUGGCUGCCACACUGUUACACGUCGUCACACAACAUUGACUGUGUGUGUGUCCGCUCGGGCGUGUGUGCACGCCUGCGAGUGCGUGUGUUUGUGUGUAUGAGUGUGAGCUACCUGAUAUGUAUGUAUAUGGGUGAGUUUUUCGAGGAAAUAUUGUGGGAUACACUUGUAUCUCGUUUGUAUAACAAAGUGUUGCAUUUGAGUAAUUAAAGGAGUAAUGAAAUUACCAGUUUUAGACAAGUCCAGAUGCGUACUGCAUGAAUCUACAUGUAUCGGAUCCAUAAUUUUGCAGUUGAAGUAGCAUUAUAUGAUGUUGAUUAGCAUUGUAUGUGAGAUGACAGUGGUAUCGAGUAGGCAAUAUGACGGUAUGGUUUGUCCAAAAAAAAAGAUCUAUAUUUAUAUUUGAACCCGUUUUGGGAUGAGAUGUAGCUCCAACAAUCCUGCAGAUGAACUGAUUAACGUCAACAGGGUAAAGGUGUUAUUACUUUCAGGGUGAAAACUGAUUGAAGGGGUGAAUGGGUGGGGGGGGAGUACUUAAUAAUAUCAUGGGCAUAAUUAACAAUCAGGCCACUUUCAUCGACAAGAGAGAAAAAGAUCCUGAGGGAAAAAAGAUGGCACAACUCCACUUUCUGAACAGACACAAGUGAAGAGUACGUAUUUAUGUCUCGUCGUCUGCUGAAAACGACAGUUCGGAUGAGUUUCAAAGAAAAAAAGCCAAACCAUUUCACGUCAUUGAUAUGCAGUUUUAUCCUUCCUCAAUUUCAGAGAUGACACCUUUUGCUAUGUGCCGCAAAUAGAAUUGCACGCUGGGCAGCGGAUAAUUCUCCUGGUUUCCAUAAUGAAACAAAGACAUCAACAAUCACUGCUAAUUAAUUCAUUGAUUUCUUCCUUUCUGUUGCGUAGGCCUAUUGUGAUUUUUCUGCUUUCUCUCUCACAUUGAUUAUUUUGAAGAAACAGCAGUUGUAUUAGCGUAGGAGGCUGUAAUGAAUUCAAAAAAAAGUUGCUGAAAUGAUAUGUAAAGUGAACCGAUGAAUUAAAUGUGUAUAUUAGA